AUUGCAUCUGUUCCAUCAAUCUUUCGUUCUCACCUGCAUCAACAGAGAGACAUUGCUCGCGUGGCAUCUACCAUUCCCCAUUUCUUCAGCAUACCAACACAGUCGCUCAUCUGCAUAUAACGAUAAUAUACAACUAUAUACAACGAUGCGUCUCUCCACCGUCUUCACCGCGCUAGCAGCCGCGCUUCCUUUCACAACUGCCGCCUACAAAGGUUUCAACGUCGGAGCCAACAAUGAGGAUGGCUCCUGCCGAAGCUUACAGGACUGGAUCGACGUCUUCAACAAGCUGAAGACCCUCCCACAAGGCAUCGACUCCGUGCGGGUAUACGCCUCCUCCGACUGCAACACCCUCGCCAACGUUGUGCCCGUUUCGCUGUACUCCGGAAUCAAGAUCCUCGUCGGUGUCUGGGUCACCGAUGAUGGCCACUUCAGCCGGGAGAAGGAUGCUCUGUACAACGCCAUUCAGCAGUACGGCUCGAGCUGGAUCGCCGCCAUCUCCGUCGGCAGUGAGGACCUCUACCGCGCGCAGUACCAGCACACCAACGAGAUCGACCCGGGCACGCUGGCCACCCGCAUCUACGACGUGCGAGGCAUGGUCCGCUCGCAAGGUGUGAACGCUGCCGUCGGUCACGUCGACACAUGGAACGUCUGGGUCGAUGGACAGAACGCUGUUGUCAUCCAGGCCUGUGACUUCGUCGGUGUCGACGCCUACCCCUACUUCCAGAACGUCCCGAUCGAGGGUGCCCUCGAUUCCUUCUUCUCGAGUCUGCAGCAAACUCGUGACGCGGUUUCCCGCAUUGGGUCAGGAGCCGCCGUCUGGGUCACCGAGACCGGUCACCCCGUCUCCGGUGCCAACUUCGGCCCCUCCGUCGCUUCUCAGCAGAACGCCCAGACCUACUGGAACCAGGUUGCCUGCGCUCUGUUCCGGCAAAACGUUGACACUUUCUGGUAUGCGGCCCAAGACUACAAUGCCAACCCAUCCUUCGGUGUCUUUGACGCGUCUGGCAACGCUCUUUACGCUCAGAACGCAUGCUAGAGCGACGGACAUCCUAUUGUUGUCACGUAAACUCAUUAGCGAACUCACUAAGUACAUUUAAUCAAUUCUUGUACAACAUCCUCGCUAGACCAAAGCUCAGCGAUAGAAACCAUUCUGUUCCUGCACAUUCAAACUGAUAGAUCGGCACAUAAAUGUCACCAUUUGAAUCACUACCUUCAUUUCUGAAGCACACGAAUUAUGACAAUUACUCCAUCAAUUUCACACAUGACUUACUGAUUUUGCAAUACUGUCGUGUCUGUACGUUUUCCGGGGAGAAAGUCAUAUCCUCACAGCUGGCAUGCAGCUGGCAUGUAGCUGGCAUGGUACAUUUUGCUUGGCCAGAGUUACAUUAUC
This is a messenger RNA of Dissoconium aciculare CBS 342.82, 1390 nucleotides long. Its product is annotated as glycoside hydrolase family 17 protein. Gene Ontology annotation, biological process: cell wall organization; carbohydrate metabolic process. The record is from RefSeq and is a predicted model, not a curated record. The coding region runs from base 146 to 1036 and encodes 296 amino acids. The transcript is spliced from 5 exons. Lineage: Eukaryota; Fungi; Ascomycota; Dothideomycetes; Mycosphaerellales; Dissoconiaceae. Gene Ontology annotation, cellular component: cell surface; extracellular region; fungal-type cell wall. Gene Ontology annotation, molecular function: 1,3-beta-glucanosyltransferase activity; glucan endo-1,3-beta-D-glucosidase activity.